AUGAAUUAUCGUUGUAUUGCUUAUCAAUUAAUAAAUUUAUAUAAAAGAGAUUUACCAUUAUAUAAACAAAGAUCACAUUUAUUUUCUCGUUAUUUAACAACAAAUAUUCAAUCACAAUCAAAUACAUCAACACGUCGAUGGUCAAUAAAACGAUAUAUUCUACUUAUUGGAUUACCAAUAACAAGUAUUUUAUACUAUCGUUUAUCAACAGAAUAUGAAACACGACGAAAACAUCGAAUUAUUUUAGGAAGUAUUGUACGAGCCAUUCGAGCAAUUUCGGUUGGUAUACAAUCUGUGAUCGAUCAAAAAUAUAGUUUAUUAUUUAAACGUCAUGGUACUAAUGAAUAUCGAACAGCAUUACAAGCAUGUCGACGUCGAAAUGCUAAACGUUUUGCUAAUUUUUGUAUUGAUGCCGGUGGUGUAUAUGUCAAAAUUGGUCAAGCAUUUAUAAAUCUUCCAGAAGUUAUACCAUUGGAAUAUUAUGAAGAAUUACAAAUUCUUGAAGAACGUGCUCUUCGUCAAGAAAAAGGCGGAAUUGAUGUUUUAUUUAAAAGAUAUUUUCAUGAUACACCAGAAAAUAUUUUUGGAAAAUUUAAUCGAAAUCCUAUAGCAGCAGCAUCAUUAGCUGAAGUCUAUAUAGGUGAAACAAAAGAGGGCGAACAAGUUGCUGUUAAAGUACAAUAUUCUGAUUUACGUGAACGCUAUGAAACUGAUAUUGCCACGGUAAAUUAA
Molecule: messenger RNA, 732 nt
Organism: Rotaria sordida
Lineage: Eukaryota; Metazoa; Rotifera; Eurotatoria; Philodinida; Philodinidae
Source: the annotation of a GenBank genome assembly